Molecule: messenger RNA, 1572 nt
Organism: Perca flavescens (yellow perch)
Lineage: Eukaryota; Metazoa; Chordata; Actinopteri; Perciformes; Percidae
Product: dual specificity protein phosphatase 3
Exons: 3
Coding region: 159-767 (202 amino acids)
Biological process (GO): negative regulation of MAPK cascade; protein dephosphorylation
Cellular component (GO): cytoplasm
Molecular function (GO): MAP kinase phosphatase activity; protein tyrosine/serine/threonine phosphatase activity
Source: RefSeq, a predicted model, not a curated record
CCGGUGCUGAGCCGCGCUGGAGGCGCUCGGAGAGCGGAGCAGCCUUCACUCCAUCAGAACCGGUCUACCGACACCUGUCUGCCACAUUUACCACCUCUAUCAACCUGUGUGUGUGUGUGCCUGCAGCGGGAGUUAUAGCGGUACUUCAGUCUUCGGGAAUGAAGAACAAACCCAACCAACAGGUGAAGACCGCGGCUCCGCACCGACCGGACAUGUCGAGCUUCGAGGUGACCGUCCAGCAGCUCAACGAUCUGCUGACGGACGACAGCGGCUUCUACAGCUGGCCGACCGAACACUUCCACGAGGUUUACCCCAGGAUCUACGUCGGCAACGCGUUCGUGGCGAUGAACGUGAUGCGUCUCAAACGUAGGGGCAUCACCCACGUCCUGAACGCCGCCGAGGGAAACUCCUUCAUGCACGUCAACACCAACGCUGAGUUCUAUGCCGGCUCGGGAAUCACCUACCACGGCGUACCAGCCAGCGACACCGACCACUUCGACAUCAGCGUUUACUUUGAAGAGGCGGCAGACUUCAUAGGGAAGGCACUGGCAUACAAAAAUGGGAAAGGUAAAGUGUACGUUCAUUGCAGGGAAGGCUACAGCCGCUCGCCUACCUUAGUCAUAGCCUACCUGAUGCUUCAUCAGAACAUGGACGUACACAGCGCUCUGGCCACGGUGCGCCACAGAAGAGAGAUCGGACCCAACGACGGCUUCCUUCGGCAGCUCUGUCGCCUGAACCAGAGGCUGGCUUCUGAGGGAAACAAAUGAGGCAGACGAGAAGGCAGGAAGACUGUCCGUAAGAGGGAACAAAAAUAUGCUUAACUGCACAUCGCUCUCUUUCACUUGUUCUACACGUUUAUCAAGCUGCAGAUCUGUGAGGGGAUGUUCUGGAGGGGAGGAUAGUGGGAGAAUGAAAGACAUUCUCUCUUAGACUAAGGCUGACAGCACCGAGUGUAUGUAUUGUACAAAAUAAUACAUCUUAAUGUACACACACACACACACACACACACACACACACACACACACACACACACACACACACACAAAUCUGUGACACAUACGUACAGUGUUUUAAUUGUGCUCAAACAAACGACGCCAUGUUCUGAUCAUACAUACAUGUGAUAGGGCUGCUCGAUUAUGGAAACCAUAAUCACAAUUAUUUUGGUGAAUACUGAAGUCGCGAUUAUUUAACGCGAUUCCUCAUUGACUUUUGGAAAGAUAUUGCAUUUAUUGAACUUAAAAAACAACCGUAAAACAGUUAAACAAAUCAACAGUAAAAGCACCUUGAACUUAAUUACUUUUCCGGUUGAACUUUUUGAACCAUCAGAACACAAGACAAAAUAAGAGUUUACUUGCAAAACGCAAUGUGCGAAAAAUAAUUGUUUUUCUCAAUUACAUUGUUUUUGUGAUCGUUAGGAGCCAAAAUCAAAAUGUUAUGAAUUACACAGCCCUACAUUGUGAGGUUAAUAUCCAGGUGCACUGCAUUCACCAGGGGUCUCAUAUAUAAACUUGGCAUAUGCAUAAAACGGGGCUGAAAACGUGUGUGCGCCACUUCCCACGCAAAGGUUGUGAU